Molecule: messenger RNA, 1924 nt
Organism: Athalia rosae (coleseed sawfly)
Lineage: Eukaryota; Metazoa; Arthropoda; Insecta; Hymenoptera; Athaliidae
Product: caspase-1-like
Exons: 4
Coding region: 209-1108 (299 amino acids)
Biological process (GO): proteolysis; apoptotic process
Cellular component (GO): cytoplasm
Source: RefSeq, a predicted model, not a curated record
GUCGAGACCAGCCGAGACAGAGAUGAGUCAACAAAAGUCGAGAUAAGCUAAUGAGCUUCACUUGUGAUCCUUUCCAACAACGAACGUGCCUAUUUUACAUAUGAAACACACCAGUGAAUUACAAAGAAAUAUAUAUGCAUGGGACGUUCUACUAUUUGGGAUAAUAAUAUCGGCGAUUCAUUAGUGAGUUACAACAGUUGGUACAACAAUGUCUGCGACUAUUGAGAAUUAUGUUGAAAAUUGCGUCGAAGGAGGCGACUUCGGGGAUGCUUUUGGUUACGGAAGGAGUAAUGGGUCGUCUUUUGGAAACCAGGUUCGAGAGGCACCGACCUUGCGAUAUGCCACUCACUACAACAUGAACAACCCUAAACGAGGACUGGCACUGAUUUUCAACCAUGAAUUUUUCACUGUCAAUCAACUCAAAUCUAGAUCUGGUACAAAUGUAGACUGCGAAACUUUACAAAAAUGUCUGUUUAAACUUGGCUUUGAAGUCAAGGAUUUUCAAAACUUGACCUUUAAAGACAUACAGAAGAAUUUAGAAAAAGUUUCAGAAUUGGAUCAUACGGACCAUGACUGUUUGGUUGUAGCUGUACUGAGCCAUGGGGAAAUGGGUAUACUUUAUGCUCACGAUACUCCAUACAAGGCCGAUACUAUCUGGUCAUUUUUCACUGCUGAUAAAUGUCCAUCACUUGCUGGAAAACCGAAAUUGUUUUUUAUCCAAGCAUGCCAGGGUGACAAGCUAGACCCUGGAGUAAGCCUGAGGGAACGUACCGAAACAGAUAGCCCUGGCUCACAAACUUUCCGCAUACCAUCUCAUGCCGACUUCUUGAUUGCUUAUUCGACUAUUCCAGGUUUUUAUUCCUGGCGGAACACUAACCGAGGAUCAUGGUUCAUGCAGGCAUUAUGCCAGGAGUUAGCAGAAAAUGGUACAAGAUGGGACCUGCUUACCUUGCUCACCUUUGUUAGUCAACGUGUCGCCAUUGACUAUGAAUCCAACACUCCUGACAACGUCACUAUGCAUCAACAAAAACAAAUACCGUGUAUCACUUCGAUGCUAACACGAUUAGUCAGAUUUACAUCGCCGAAAAACGGAGUUGCAUCCAACUAGACCUCGGAUCCAUAACUUUUUUUUUUUCUAUGUUUGCCAUAAUGGCCGACCAAAUGAUACCUUUGACAGAAUUGGUAAUUUUCAUUCUGGGCAAAAGGUAUAGAAGUGUUUUUCUUUCCCUCUUCUAUGGCAAAAGUUGGCCAACAACCUAUAUCUUGAAAACUCACUGUGCACAACUACUUAUACUACCUUAUCUAGGCUACUUAUCCCUACAGCUCUCAGGUGAUAGUUGAUUACCACGUGUGAUCCAACUAUAGAAAUGCUGGAAUCAUGCAUGUGAUUAUGCAAUAUUCAGCAACUAUCAUUGAGCGUGAAAUGACUUGUUCGAGUGAAGAUCAACGGAUCCGAAAAUUCGUUGUUCAUUUUCGAACAAAGCUAUUUUUGGAUUGUACGAAUUCGAUCUCAAACAUCGUAAGUAUUGUAGGCUCACUUUGUACGAUUAUUGUUAUUUUUUACCCACUGCCAGAACGUAAACAAACUGCACCGAUUGUUCAGUUCUGUAACGUACAGACUCAACGUUACAGAUUACAUUAUGUUUAUUAUUAGCCCUACGCGCGGUGAGUGAUUAAUAUUCCUAAUCAAUUCCUACCGUGUCGGUACAACGUGAUAUUUUACAGAGAAUUCUGUAGGUGGUCGUCUAAGGUGAGAAACCCAUAAAGAUUCUUAUGCGGUAUUAAAUUUCUCUAAUUUCGCAGUAUCUGAUACACGUACGUAAAUGUAGUUGAAGCUAAAUUUGAAAACACUUUUUAUACGUAUCUUUGUACACUAUGUAAGAAUUUUUAUAGCAUAAAUAAAAGAAAAAAUUUGUACAACGAA